Malaclemys terrapin pileata is the source of this 1339-nucleotide messenger RNA. RefSeq names its product nuclear envelope integral membrane protein 1 (gene NEMP1). The transcript is spliced from 9 exons. Gene Ontology annotation, cellular component: nuclear envelope. The record is from RefSeq and is a predicted model, not a curated record. Bases 1 to 1335 code for a protein of 444 amino acids. Lineage: Eukaryota; Metazoa; Chordata; Testudines; Emydidae.
AUGACGGCGCGGGCGGAAGUGCGCGGCGCGGCCAUGGCGGGAGGGAUGAAACCAGCCCCGGGGCGGCGGCGGCUCCUGGGGACCCUGGUGCUGCUGCUGCUGGUGGGGGGCGCAGGCGCAGAAGGUGCCAAGCAGCCGGUGAUCCGACUUGAAGAAGGGCGGGUGCGCAAUGGGACGGCCCCGCAGCAGUUCUGCUACACCAACGCGGAGACCCCGAAAUGGCACGACAUCUGGACCCGGAUGCAGAUCCGAGUCGUCAGCAACAAGAUGAUCCGUGUCACCCAGGUGGAAAACGAGGAGAAGCUGAGAGAGCUGGAGGAAUUCAACAUGUGGAACUUCGUCUUCUCCUUCUUCAAAGAGAAGCUGAACGACACCUACAUCCCCGUGGAUCUCUACAGCGAGAAAACCUGCCUGAAAAUAGAGUUGCCGGAGUCAAACACCAACUACAGCGUCGUCCUCCUCCGGUGGUUUGACCCCAAGCUCUGCCUGGUUUCCUUCCUGGGCCUUCUUCUGUUUUUCUCCGGGGAUUUACUGAGCAGGAGUCAGCUCUUCCACUACUCAGCUGGGAUAAGCAUCGGGAUGCUGGCCUCGCUGCUGAUCCUCAUCUACGUGAUGGCCAAGGUGAUGCCCAAGAAAAGUCCCAUCUACUUCAUCCUAGUGGGAGGCUGGUCCUUCUCCCUCUACCUCAUCCAGCUGGUCUUCAGAAACUUACAAGAGAUCUGCAAGUCCUACUGGCAAUAUCUCCUGGGCUACAUGCUGCUGGUGGGCUUCGCCAGCUUCGCCGUGUGCUACCGCUACGGCCCGCUGGAGAACGAACGUAACAUCAACCUGCUGACGUGGAGCCUGCAGCUUCUGGGCCUGCUGCUCAUGUACCUGGGCAUCCAAAUCCGGCCCAUCGCCCUGGCGCUGAUCGCCAUUGCCGUCUGCACCAAGAACCUGGAGUACCCCGUCCAGUGGCUCUAUGCCACUUACAGGAAGGUGCAGAAAGCCACAGCGAAGCCGAGCCCCCCUCGCCUGCUGACCGAGGAGGAGUACCGGCUCCAGGGGGAGGUGGAGACGCGCAGGGCCCUGGAAGAGCUGCGCGGAUACUGUAGCAGCCCAGAGUUCUCCGCCUGGACUGUGGUUUCCCGCAUCCAGUCUCCGAAGAGGUUUGCCGACUUUGUGGGCGGCGCCUCCCACCUCACCCCGAACGAGGUCUCCGUCCACGAGCAGGAGUACAGCCUGGGGGGGUCGUUUGUGGAGGACCAGCUCUUUGAGGAAGACGAAGACGACUCCUUUGAAGGGGAGGGUCGCGCAGACUUCUCCGUGUCCCGGAACCACCUGGGCUUCGAGUGAGGGA